This is a messenger RNA of Metschnikowia bicuspidata var. bicuspidata NRRL YB-4993, 2406 nucleotides long. RefSeq lists its product as uncharacterized. Gene Ontology annotation, molecular function: DNA binding. NCBI's taxonomy places the organism in Eukaryota, Fungi, Ascomycota, Pichiomycetes, Serinales, Metschnikowiaceae. The transcript has a single exon. Bases 350 to 2272 code for a protein of 640 amino acids. Gene Ontology annotation, biological process: regulation of DNA-templated transcription. The record is from RefSeq and is a predicted model, not a curated record.
CCCACCAUCAUCCAAAAACACCCACCAGCAUCCACGCCCCAGGCCCACCCCUGAACACGCAGCCGCCGACACGUGCCCCGCGGUCACGUGGCGCGCGCGCCCGCGCAAAAAACAACAUGUUCCACCAACUCCCAGCGGCUCCUCAAAACAAGCCCAAACGCCGGACACCAGAUCUUCCCUGCCCCCGCGUUGCAGCCCCCCGUGCCCCUCCGGCCCCCUCCUUCCACAUCCGCCGCGUCCACAAACGGACAGCUCCGCAGAAAAGCAACCAACGCGCCGCGCGCCAGCCGCUUUCACCCGCCGGCCCCAGAGCCCCCUCCAGCGCUCUUUCAUCUCCACAAACACCCCAAUGGCGCCCACUUUGAUGCCCGUGCAGGGCGUCGCCCGCACCGGCGUGGCCGCCGAAAACUCUCCGGCCGCGUCCCAGGGCGCCAGCGCGUACCUCACGUCGCUGUUGGCGCACGCCGAUUUGCACGGCGCAGGCCAUCCCGGCAUAGCGCCGAUGGACCGCAUCAUCAUGGCGCUCAAGUCCGGGCUCGGGCCCGAGACCGAGCACGCGCUCUCCACGUUGACGUUCUACUCGUGCAACGAGCCCAAGCUCGUGGACUUGGCCGCGUGCCCGCUCAUUGGCAACGCGCUCAUAGGGUUUUUUGCGCGGCCCUACGAGGCCAUGGGCCGGGGCGCAAGUGAGGCCGUGAGCAGCGGCACCCCCGAGCACGAGGCCCGCGGCAGCGCCGACGCGCCGUUCCGCCCGGCCGAGCUCCAGGCCAGCGUGGAGGCGUUGCUCUCGCUCCGCAACGCCGCGCAGGACUUGCACAACCAGCAGUGGCUCAGUCGGGCGCCGCAGUUCCGGCAGCACGCGGCAGACGCGCUCCGCUGGCUCAACGCGUGGCUCAUCACGCCCGGCACGCCGCGCCUGUACGCGCUCGACAAGGCCAGCGACACGCUCCGCGAGUCCUUGAAGCACCUCUUGGACAUCCUUGACCCUUUGACGUGCUUCUACGUGGAGACGCCGCGCAACGAUCCGUUGUUCGCGCAGUUGCUUGUGGUGUUGGCCGGCACCAGCGACAAGCACGUGUUGAUGGUGGUGUUGAAGUGCUUGCAGCACCUUCUCUUCUUGGGUGGCGCGGGUGGCGUGGCCUCGCGCAACCCGGACCUGCCGGACUGCAACAACUGCAUCGACGCCGUGCAGCCCGAGCACCUCCACGUGGCCGUGCGCUGCUUGCUCGUCAAGGACGACGAGUUGAACCACGCGGUCUUGCUGUUUUUGAAGCAGUACUUGGCGCUGGAGGCCUUGCACCCGCUGCACAGGGCCUCCGUGCGCCUGUCCCAGCUCCUCCGCUUGCACACGCUCGUCGACGCGGCCGGCUCCCAGAACUUGCACGUGUUGAUGAAGCAGUUGCCCCAGUUGCUCGUCGCCCGCUUGCCGCUCGUGGACCCGCUGCAGGUCCCGCCGCCCCAGCCCUUGCAGCUCAAGAAGCGCUCCGCGUACUGCGGCGUGCCCUCGCUGACGGCAAAGUUGCCGCCUGACCUCUACAGCGUGAUCUUGACCUUCCCGGAGCCCUUGCGCGCCACCACCUGGCUUCGCUGCUGCUACGAGCCGCACGGCAUCGCGCCCAAGGGCGCCACCGCAGACCUGCCUGCGGGCGAGGUCACCCAGAUCUCGCUCUGGAAGUCCUACGAGAACCAGUUCGAGGCCAUCUGGAAGGACCGCUUCAACCCCAAGUGGCCCAACUUGCUCCCGGCCGUCGACUUCAUCAAGAACGUCAGCCUGGCGUUCCCCAGCUCCGAGGCCAUGGUGGUCAGCGUGCCUGCCGCAGACCCGGCCCAGCCACCACGCAAAAAAUUCAUCAUCAAGGGCAUCCAGCCCCGCCAGUUCCCGGUGAGCAUCGACAUCGGCAACUUCGAGGCGUUGCGCAAGAACACUGCGGUGUCCGAGGAGAAGAGCGCCGGCGCCGUGGCCGUGGGUGAUGUCGACUCGGACGCGUUCCACGGCCACAUGGACGCGCUUGUGGACUCGCUCUUGGCCGCGUCCGACGGCUUGUCCGACCCGUAUGACGCCAACGCGCCGUGGUACUCGCCCAUCAAUCUCUUGAGUAGGGACAUUCUCGAGAUCCUCGUGGCGGCGCUCUUGGAGCCCGAUACCGAGGGCCGCUACCGCAAUGUGUUCCGCCAGUACAACAAGGACUGGUUGCCAGAUUUGGUGUUUGCCAACCCGGGCCUCGUGGAGCAGGCGUACAUUGACGGCAAGUGGUUGCAAUACCUUUUGUAGCCAAUGCAAACUCACGGACUGUGGAGAUAAUAGAGAGCAAUUAGUAAGUCUCUGGCAGCGUUUCGCUGAAGAUCUACAAGUGUGCUUUCUUCAAGUGCUUGGUUGAGGUUCUCACGAGAGCUAUUCUAAAUGUC